UAUGCAGGCAUUAGGUUUCUUAGUGCUCGGUGUAACCUUCGGAUAUUCAUUUGGGUUCUUCUUGGAUGAACAAAAGAAAGUUUGUUACGGAGACCUUGGUUGUUUUGCCAUUGAUGAUCCUUUCGACAACACCUUCGGAUAUCUUCCGGAAUCACCAGAGUCCAUACAAUUUAGUUUGACUCUUUUUACAAGAACUAACUCGAGGAUUGGUGUACGGAUAGGAUACAAUGACACUUCCUCCGUAUCUAGGUCCAGUUUUAACCCCAAUAAUCCAAUUAAAAUCAUCAUACAUGGAUACAUGAGCAACGCCAAUGAAGCAUGGGUUCAAAAUAUUUCAAAACUAUUUCUUAAAAAGGAAGACUGCAACGUUGUAACCGUUCAGUGGAGGAACGGAGCCAACAAGAUUUACCCCGCCUCUGCCGCCAAUACACGAGUGGUUGGAGCAGCUGUGGCGAAGUUCUUGGAAAUGGUUAGAGAUAAACAUGGAGCAAAAAUGGAGACCGUCCAUGUUAUCGGGCACAGUCUAGGGGCCCAAACUUCUGGUUAUAUAGGACAACGUACACCACAUCUGGGCAGAAUCACAGGACUAGACCCGGCAGGGCCAUUGUUUGAGCGCUAUGCUGAAGAGGUUCGGUUGGAUCCUAGCGACGCAAAAUUUGUUGACGUUAUUCAUUCUGAUGCACUUCCGAUCGAAGAUGCAGGAGUUGGAACAAGGAAGUCGUGUGGACACAUUGACUUUUUUCCUAAUGGCGGCGGUCAUCAACCAGGUUGCCCGCCACCGUAUAAAACCAGCUUGGAGGAGCUUUUAUCCUUACGAUUCACUGCCGCCUUUACAUCUAUCUCAUGCAGUCAUUCUCGAUCGUACUUUUAUUUUGCGGAGUCCCUCGUCAAAGAACCAAACUGUCAAUUCACUGCCUACCCCUGCGAUACCUACAACGAUUUUGUGAAGGGCACCUGCAACGUUUGUGGGGAUUCCCCUUGUCCUGUGAUGGGCAAUGAUGCCAUUAAAUCCAGCUCCAGGCGAGGCAAUUAUUACUUAAUAACGAACAGCCAAAAUCCAUUUUGCAAAAAUUCCUGAGGAAGACCAUGAAUUGAUUUACAAAAAACUUCUCCAAUAAAAUAUAUACGAAAGAAAACCCUUUAUCUUA
Molecule: messenger RNA, 1148 nt
Organism: Saccostrea echinata
Lineage: Eukaryota; Metazoa; Mollusca; Bivalvia; Ostreida; Ostreidae
Product: inactive pancreatic lipase-related protein 1-like
Exons: 7
Coding region: 2-1078 (358 amino acids)
Biological process (GO): lipid metabolic process
Molecular function (GO): triacylglycerol lipase activity
Source: RefSeq, a predicted model, not a curated record